AUGUCCCAAUCAUCCCGUCUUUUCUUUACGCUGAUUCCUAAAGAGACCGCCGUCGUUCUUAUUGAGUUUCAGAACGAGUUUGCCACACCAGGAGGUAAGCUGUAUGAUGCUGUGAAGCCUUGUAUGGAACAAACCAACACGCUCGAGAACUCCAAAAAACUCAUGGACGCGGCGCGAAACGCUGGUUGUACCAUCAUUCACUGCCCCAUUUGUUUCGAUCCGGGUCACAACGAAAUUGCCGAGUUUCCCUACGGUAUCUUGGCCGGCGUCAAGGAGGGUGCAGCCUUUACCAACGGCGAAUGGGGUGCAGAUUUCUGCGAAACCAUGAUACCCUCCCCGGGAGAUCUCAUUGUGAAAGGCAAGUCAGGACUAUGCGGCUUUCAAUCCACCAACUUGGAUUUUCUCUUGAGUCAAAAAGGUAUAAAAAAUGUCGUGUUGGGAGGAUUCUUAACAAACUGCUGUGUCGAAUCCACCAUGCGCACGGCCUAUGAGAAAGGUUACCAGGUGUACACACUCAAGGAUUGUGUUGCCGCGACAUCAGUGGAAGCGCAAAAUGCUACGCUUGCAUAUAAUUUUGGUAUGUUUUCCGUCGCAACCACGAGUGUGGAGGUUUUGGAGGCACUCCAAACCACAAUUGCUGUCUAAAAGCAAAAGAUUUGAAGCGGCAUUGGCUAGCUAUAUAUUCUUAUUCUCGACUUUAAUAAAGUCAGGCAGUCUUUAUCGUGGAGACUUAGUUUUCGAACUGCGUGUUAUCAUCCUUGGACUC
Molecule: messenger RNA, 766 nt
Organism: Phaeodactylum tricornutum CCAP 1055/1
Lineage: Eukaryota; Bacillariophyta; Bacillariophyceae; Surirellales; Neidiaceae
Exons: 1
Coding region: 1-645 (214 amino acids)
Source: RefSeq, a predicted model, not a curated record